GGGGCAGGUUCACUAGUUGAAGUUGGUUACCCUUCGGAAAAGAAGAAUCAUCUCACUGAACUUCUCUCCUGGUUGAGGGAAGAGUUCAGGUCCAAAUAAGUUAUCAGUUCCUAUUCCAAAUUAAAACACUUUUCAUGUGUGCCAUCAGUAUAUACAAUAAUCAUUUUUAACCCAACUCAUUACAUGGCCACUCUUCUCCUAGCACUUAGACGUACUAAAUUUCCUUUCUUCUGUUGGGUCUCUUGGUGUGGAGGGGAAGAGGGGGUAGAUAGAGAAAUCAACUAUUUCAUGGAUAAAAGUGGUGAUUUUCAAGGAAGGAGUGGGGGACCAACCUUCUGCUUUAUAAAUCCCUUUGAUGCAUUUCCAGUAUUUUGAGCCUUCACUUGAGGGAGACUUUGACUCUUUCUCUAAUUCCCAACCACUCUAGAACCUAUUAGUUGGAGGUACAGUACCUCCAAGGAAUUAGUUUUCAGUGGCUGUUUCAAAACACUCCAAUCACUGCUGAAUAUUUAGAAAAGACUUCCUCAGCCCUCUUUCCAAGAAGUAUAUUAUUUCAAGAAGUAUGUACUAAUAUACUCUUUAGUGUAGUUGCCACCUAUUUAUCACUCUUCAGCAGUUCCAAAUAUCCAAGUGCACACAAAGAUAUGGGAUGUUGUGUGAAUCACAAGAGGCCAAGAGGCACACUUUCUCUAGACUAGUCUAAUAAAGAGUAAUUUCAAAUUUCCUGAAAAGAAGAGCUUGUUACUCUUGCCUAACUUAUUCCUUUUUUCACCCUUUGAAAGAGUGAGAGAACAGUGGCAGAGAAGCUUAUGCUUCAGGAAGCUAUUGUAAUAAAAUUCUUCUGUCAUAUUAAACCUUAAAAUAUACUUAAGAAAUCUUAAGUAAUACUUUGACUUUUAUAGCACCUUUCAGUUUCCCAAGCCCCUUUCUCAUCUAUUAGAAAAACAUGUCAAACCAGGGAUACAUUGGUCUGGUUUUAAGACACAUGUGGGAUAAGUCUGGAUCAGGAGAAGUAUGCUGGGAUAGGAUUGAAGGAAGCCUCUAAUGAAAAAGCAGAGUUAAAUAAUGGCAGAGACAAGUCUCUUAGAUGCUGGGGCCUCUGCAGCCUCCACAGCUGCAGCGCUGGAAAACUUACAGGUGGAAGCGAGUUGCUCUGUGUGCCUGGAGUAUCUAAAGGAGCCUGUCAUCAUUGAGUGUGGGCACAACUUCUGCAAAGCUUGCAUCACCCGCUGGUGGGAGGACCUAGAGAGGGACUUCCCUUGUCCUGUCUGUCGAAAGACAUCCCGCUACCGCAGUCUCCGGCCUAAUCGACAACUAGGCAGUAUGGUGGAAAUAGCCAAGCAGCUCCAGGCUGUCAAGCGGAAGAUCCGAGAUGAAAGCCUCUGCCCCCAGCACCAUGAGGCCCUUAGCCUCUUUUGCUAUGAGGACCAGGAGGCUGUAUGUUUGAUAUGUGCAAUUUCCCACACCCACCGGGCCCAUACCGUCGUGCCACUGGAUGAUGCCACACAGGAGUACAAGGAAAAAUUGCAGAAGUGCCUGGAGCCCCUGGAGCAGAAGCUGCAGGAGAUCACCCGCUGCAAGUCCUCUGAGGAGAAGAAGCCUGGAGAGCUCAAGAGACUCGUGGAGUGUCGCCGGCAACAGAUCUUAAAGGAAUUUGAAGAGCUUCAUAGGCGGCUGGAUGAAGAGCAACAGAUGUUGCUUUCACGACUAGAGGAGGAAGAACAAGACAUUCUACAGCGCCUCAGAGAAAAUGCUGCUCACCUUGGAGACAAGCGCCGGGACCUGGCCCACUUGGCUGCUGAGGUGGAGGGCAAGUGCUUACAAUCGGGCUUCGAGAUGCUUAAGGAUGUCAAAAGUACCCUGGAAAAAUGUGAGAAGGUGAAGACCAUGGAGGUGACUUCAGUGUCUAUAGAGCUGGAAAAGAACUUCAGCAAUUUCCCCCGACAGUACUUUGCCCUAAGGAAAAUCCUUAAACAGCUAAUUGCGGAUGUGACCCUGGACCCAGAGACUGCUCACCCUAACCUAGUCCUGUCAGAAGAUCGUAAGAGCGUCAAGUUUGUGGAGACAAGACUCCGGGAUCUCCCUGACACACCACGGCGGUUCACCUUCUACCCUUGUGUCCUGGCUACUGAGGGCUUCACCUCAGGCCGACACUACUGGGAGGUGGAGGUGGGUGAUAAGACCCACUGGGCAGUGGGCGUGUGCCGGGACUCCGUGAGCCGAAAGGGCGAGCUGACUCCACUCCCUGAGACUGGCUACUGGCGGGUGCGGCUGUGGAAUGGGGACAAAUAUGCAGCCACCACCACGCCUUUUACCCCUUUGCACAUCAAGGUGAAACCCAAGCGGGUGGGCAUAUUCCUAGACUAUGAGGCUGGCACGCUCUCUUUUUACAAUGUCACAGACCGCUCUCAUAUCUACACUUUUACUGAUACUUUUACUGAGAAACUUUGGCCCCUCUUCUAUCCAGGCAUCCGGGCUGGUCGGAAGAAUGCUGCACCACUUACCAUCAGGCCCCCAACAGAUUGGGAGUGACAGGUAGGGAUGUGGUAAUAAUUGGGGUGAGUCAGGGUCAAGAGCUAUGGGCCUUCCUUCCUGUGACCUGCUGGAACGUCUUUGUGUCUGCCUGGUUCCAGUCCUGCACUGUCUAGGAGAAGCACCUUGGUUUCUAGAAUGGUUUAUAUGGAGGAGUAGAUAGGACUGGUCUGGGAUGAGAGCACAGUUGCGUCUCCCUCCUCUCAGGGUGGGGAGCUAGUUCCCAGGGGUUGACUUCCCUGAAGUCCAUCAGGUUUUCUAUUGCACAUGGAUAGGUUGGGAAGGAAGGAGAGGCGUUUUCGGAAACAGAAAGGCUAUGGGAGGGUCUGACUUGCUCAAAACCAGAAGAGGAAAAGAAACCCCUGUACAUCCUUUUAGGGGGUUGUUUGACCCAGAAUGGUCCUAUUUCUUGAGGAAGGUCAGAGGGGUCUGUGUACCCGUAGACUAAAAUAAAGAUGAAUGAUAGUUGCUCUUAUGGGUCUAGAAGUUAAGGAGUUUUGUUUUUUUUGAGGGCAGAGAUUGAGCAUCAAGAUUAGAAAGAAAGUCGGGAAAGGAGCUAAAGGAACAGAUUCCUAGCAACUAAUGAAGGGGAAAGGGGUUUCCUUGGUCUUCCAUUCCCAGAGUAAGUUGCCAUUAGGAUUGGCCAGAGGUAGGACUGUGGGGAGGAGAGUGUGAGAAGAAAGGAGAGGAGAACUCGGGUCCCCGCCUCAGCCUUCAGCAAAGCUGGCUUAGUGCCUGCCUCCUUAGAGUUGGUUGUCUCCAAAAUGUCAGUCAGUCACCUUUCUCCUGCAGAGAUGAGGUAUCUCCCUCAAGAUCUACCCUUCACUGCUUUCCCAAGGGAACCUGGAAAGAACAGUCAGGUAUUAGAGGAAAGAGAAAGGUUUUUCUAUCUAAAGCCCUGGCCUUAAAGGAUUUUACUAAGUAUAGCUGCUCCCUAGUUGUCAACCUUACUCCUUGGCUAAGGUGUCCAAGCCAAAAAGGGAGAAAGAAAAUGGAGUCUUUCUCACUCUGAGGACAGGGUAGAAGAGAGGGUAUGUAGAGGGAAGGGUCAGAUAGGCAACUUCCUUUAGCCUGUGUGCAUAUGGCCUGGAACUAGUGUUCACAGGAGCCAGUCUUUUGCUUAUUUGUUGCCAUCCUUCACCUUUUGCCAUUUCCCCUAUCAGAGAAUGUAAAUCAUUUUAACAUUAGGCCAAAAUAAACAACUUGUAGGGUACAUAUGUUGUCAAAAAAGGUUAAAGCAAUGCAUGCCAAACCAAACUAAAAUGAUUUGGAAUAUCUGCUAUUUGGGUAAUGAAGGGUUCACAGAAGAUUGGGACAAGAAACUGCAGUUUAUUGAGGGUGUUUCAGUUCCUCCUACCACCUCAACAGGACUUUGUCCAAACUCUCCUCUUACCUUUGUGCCUUGACUGUGGUUCUUUGUGGCAAGAUGCUUUGGUUGGUAAAACAUAAUAUGGAACAAAGGAUCCACUGAAGUGA
Molecule: messenger RNA, 4008 nt
Organism: Lutra lutra (Eurasian river otter)
Lineage: Eukaryota; Metazoa; Chordata; Mammalia; Carnivora; Mustelidae
Gene: TRIM39
Product: tripartite motif containing 39
Exons: 7
Coding region: 1066-2532 (488 amino acids)
Biological process (GO): positive regulation of apoptotic signaling pathway; protein stabilization; negative regulation of proteasomal ubiquitin-dependent protein catabolic process
Molecular function (GO): protein binding; zinc ion binding
Source: RefSeq, a predicted model, not a curated record